Messenger RNA from Nyctereutes procyonoides (raccoon dog), 1448 nucleotides. It is a transcript of the gene GFRA4, whose product is annotated as GDNF family receptor alpha 4. The transcript has 6 exons. Gene Ontology annotation, biological process: nervous system development. Gene Ontology annotation, molecular function: glial cell-derived neurotrophic factor receptor activity. Gene Ontology annotation, cellular component: external side of plasma membrane; signaling receptor complex. The record is from RefSeq and is a predicted model, not a curated record. Bases 1 to 825 code for a protein of 274 amino acids. Lineage: Eukaryota; Metazoa; Chordata; Mammalia; Carnivora; Canidae.
AUGGACCUCUGCUUGGUGCCUAUGAUGCUGCCGCUGCUGCUGCUGCUGCUGCUGCUUCAGGGGUCGCCCAGCUCGGCCGGACGGAACCGAUGCCUGGACGCGGCCGAGGCUUGCACGGCGGAUGCGCGGUGCCAGCGGCUGCGCACCGAGUACGUGGCUCAGUGCCUGGGUCGGGCCGCGCCCGGGGGCUGUCCUCGCGCCCGCUGCCGCCGCGCCCUGCGCCGCUUCUUCUCCCGCGGGCCGCCCGCGCUCACCCACGCGCUGCUCUUUUGCCCGUGCGCCAACGCCCCGUGCGCCGAGCGCCGGCGCCAGACCUUCGUGCCCGCCUGUGCCUUCUCGGGGCCCGGCCCGGCGCCGCCCUCCUGCCUCGCACCCUUAGACGCCUGCGAGCACAGCCGGAUCUGCAGGCCCCGCCUCCUGGCCUUCCAGGCCUCCUGCGCGCCCGCCCCCAGCGCCCCCGACGGCUGCCUGCUGGACCAGGCCCCUCGCUGCCUGCGCGCCUACGCCGGCCUCGUGGGCACCGCCGUCACCCCCAACUACGUGGACAACGCGAGCGCGCGCGUGGCGCCCUGGUGCGACUGCGGAGCCAGCGGAAACCGGCGUGAGGAGUGCGAAGCCUUCCGGGGCCUCUUCACCAGGAACCGCUGCUUGGAUGAUGCCAUACAGGCCUUUGACAGUGGGUGGCCUCUAGUCCUGCGCGACCAGCUAGAUGUCCAUCAGGACCCCGAGCACCCUCUCCUGCAAGUGUCCUCUGCAGUUGGGCUCCUGGUUGGGAGCUCCCUGCUCUCCAUGCUUCCUGUCUUGGCUCUCCAGCCCCUGCUUUGACUAGGACAGCUGACCUUGGUCAAUAUCACUGUCCCAUUCUGCCUGGGGUACAGGGCCCCUUCUGUACCCUACUGCCUCACUGAAAGUGAACUGGCUUGCCUCCCAACCUGGACCCAGUGCUUUUGCACUGCUACUCUUUUUUACACCCUGUGUGCCUGUCCCCUAAAGUGAGGGAGGUGGGCUGAGGGUCUGAUGCAAAGCUCUUGGUUUCCCUUUUAGUGGGUUUCUUGGUUUUAGGUCCCUCUCUCCACUGACCUUGGAAUAGUGGGGUUGUCCCACAGGGUAGGGAUGGGAGGGGGUCACCUGUGUUCCUGAAGCCUCACUGGGGCCCCAGAUCACCUAGAAGUCAUAAAGCAUCCAAAUUCCCAGAAUUCUAAGGGAUUUUAUCAGCCUCCCCAAAUAGAACAUGCCUUAAGGAGUACAUCUGAACAGGCUUAUAGGCAGAACUUUUAACACUUCAGCCUUUCAUGGCACCCUCUCAAGGAGGCACCACCUGUUAUGAUAGCCACAUGUGCCCUAUGACUAAUGUUGGUAAAGUUCUUCCCAUACAUGAUAUGCUGCUCGGUGGGCACCAUCUAGAAUGAGAAUCCAGUCCCCUGCAUUGCACUGGUCACAUGACCACC